CGCCCUUUGAUCCUGAAGGCGACGCCCAAAUGUUAUAAUUUCUGCUGGCUCGAAAAAAAACGCCCCUGGAGUAAUAGCCCCGCCCUCCGCUAACGUCGCCCGUUCGCUGCGUCAUUGUGUCGGUGUCGCGCUUGUUCGCUCGGUGCUAGGAGAAGGACCCGGAUACGCACUGAUUGCCAGCAACAUGGCCGAAACCGGUGGGAAUCAGUCUUCACACAUCUCUUCAUCGGUUGGAGAGAAGGGCGGCAGCUGCUGCAGAAUUUCAUCCUAAACACCCCAGUCCAGAGUCUCCUGGGUCUCCUUUUGAAUUGAUUGCCAACAGCUCAGGUUUUGACUUCAAGAGCUGUGAAGACAAAACUAUCAACCAUGGACUUUCACAAAUUUCUGCACAAAGGCCAUUCCACGACCAAUCUCCUGAUACUGAUGAACCAUUCUUGGCUGGCCACAGAAGCACACGUUUUUCUGGUGAUGAGGAGGAGCAAUUUGUUAUGCAGAAUGUCAUAACACAUAAGCCAGAUUACUUUGAGUCUGGAUCUUUGGGGUCUGUUGAAUCGCCAAUUAAAUCAUCUGACCAUCAGAUUGAGUUUUUGCAGAAGUGCAUAGAAGAAACUUGUAAACCAUCCCACAUUGAAGAAUGUGUAGGAGACAAUGUGGACACAUGUGUAGAUCUUAGUUCUGUAAAAAAUGAGGCCUGUUCUUAUGAUCCAAAGACUGAUCUUCGAUGGCCAGAUGCAGAGGAAGACUUGGAUAGCUCUGGAGAGUCUGAUGACACAGUUAUAGAUGCUGGAUGGAGAGUUAAAUCUUCAGUGACUAAUCAAAAGGAGCAUGCAGAGGAUGGCUGGGUUGAGCUCAGUGACACACACCAAGGGAAUGAACCUGGGAGAGGAAACCUAACAAUGUCUAAGAAUGCCAUCAUAAAUUCCAAUACUUUGCCUUUAACAGAUAGGGUUUCUGAGAAGCCUGGCCAUGCUAUUUCCAAGACCCCAGACUCUCCACUUAGUGAAGGUUUCGUUGACCUGGCAGAAACCUGUGUUAAAGAACCUCACACAGGAAGUAUGUUCUAUUCAGAAUCUGAAUCCUUAGAAGAUAAGGUUCAGGAAAAUCUGACAAUUGAAGCACUAAAAGCACUGGCUUCUGGGGUGCAAGACUGGAAUUCAGAAAGUCGUGAAUCCUCCCCAGAAAUCCUGUCUCCCCAAUUAACCAACUUUCCGGAAUUAAAAGGGAGAACAGAUCAAGCAGAACUGCACCUCGAAUCUACUCUUGGCAUUACAACUGUCAAAGUGCACGACCUGCUAUUCUGGAGGGACGUGAAGAAGUCUGGAAUGGUUUUCGGAGGGACCAUGAUUCUGCUCUUGUCACUUGCCGCCUUCAGCAUCAUUAGUGUUGUUUCCUAUCUGAUUUUAGCUCUGCUGACUGUCACAAUUAGCUUCCGCGUCUAUAAGGCUGUCAUGCAAGCCGUCCAGAAAACUGAUGAGGGUCAUCCCUUCAAGGUUCUGCUGGACAAGGAUAUCACUUUGUCCUCUGAAAGCCUUCAGAAGAGAGCGAAUGCAUCCCUUGCUCAUGUCAACCAUGCCCUGAAGUACAUCAUAAGGCUCUUUCUUGUGGAGGACCUUGUAGAUUCCCUCAAGUUUGCCCUCCUCAUGUGGCUGACGACCUAUGUUGGAGCUGUGUUCAACGGGAUCACAAUUCUCAUUCUUGGAGUCCUGAUCGCCUUCACUGCUCCGGUUGUGUAUGAGAAAUACAAGGUACAAAUUGACCAUUAUGUGUCUCUGGUGCAGAGCCACAUGAAAUCUAUAACUGAGAAGAUUCAGGCAAAGCUUCCAGCAGCACUGAAGAAGAAAACAGAGUGAAGGAUCAAAACGUUGGGAGGGUGGGUGGGCUGGGGGGGUCUUACAGUAUACACACUGGCUACAUAUCUCAUUACUACUCCGUAAAUUGGCUGCCUUUAUAUAGCUCACAGGAACCUUUUGUAUGCAUGUAUUUCAUGUAUACCUACGUGUACAUGGUUCCUCUCUACUAGGAAGAGAGUGUCUGUUAACAUGUCAUGGAUUGUAAGAGUUAUUCCUUGUUUUAUACAUCCUGAAGAGCCGGGUAGGGACCUAGCAACCCAACUGUAAUUCCUGCAUCUUACACACUCAUCCCUCCCCCAUCUGCAUCACUGAAAAGUGAUCGGCACACGGCCGCUGCAUUAUCUUCCUCCAUUUUUAUUCUGCUUUCAUCAUCUCAACCUAAUCUACUGGUGCCACUACUGUCUCAUCCUUAAAGGGGUUGGCCAUUUUCAGGCUUCUGCUAACAAUGGGCAUGUAAGGUGACUAUGACACUAAUAUAUCUUUUUUUGAUGUUCUGUGUUUGCUCUAUUUCAUUAGCUAUAUCCCAUUAUUUGGGUAAAUUGUCUGGGCUGUCAGCACACAGGUCCUGUCAAUGACAUGGCUGCUGAUGGAGGGUCAUGUGCCUCCUCCAUUCAAACACACUGCACUAAACUCUGCAUAGUCCAGAUGAAAAGUGCAGUGAUUUGCCUGGUCACAUGACCCUCCAGCAGCCAUUUUAUGGACAGGGACGUCUGUGCGGAUAGAACAAAAGACUUGGCCAAGGGACAUGCCUUUUUAAAAUGGUGCAGAAUUUCAACAAAAGCCAUGGUAAUAAGUGCCAUAUAGUCAUCUUAUAUACACACUGAUCAGCAGUAACCAGAAAGUAGCCAACCCCUUUAAAUUAACUUGUCCAUUUCCUUAUACACACACUUUUCACAUGCUAUGGUCUUUCUUACAUACUUCUUUUAUGGUCUUCAAAUGUCAUUCAUCUUAUUAAAAUUAUUUAUUGUUAGGCCUCCAUGUUGGUGUCCCUAAACACCUUGCCCCUCCCCCGCACAGACACGCUGCCCUCACACCCCUCACUGUUUUAAACUUUUGUCUGUUUUUAUCCAGCUACUCAGUUCAAUCACUGUUCUGUUCCACUUAUUGCCACAUUAACCAAUAUAUUGGAGUUUCUUACACUGCAACCAGGUUUUUUUAUUUAAUAAUGCAGAAUUUAAUUUAUAUUUCAUGUCUAUACUGAGAAUUAAGUGUAGAAAUGUGUUAAGUUGCAUAACUAAAAAAAAAGUUAUGGAGAGUUGCUUGUGUUUUCUGGAAUACUAAGACUUCUACGGUGUUCCUCUCUUCCUUUCUGUGCUUGUAUCUUAUCCCUUACUCUUCCUGGCAGCAGGAGAGAUGGGACAUGUCCUACACUGCAAAGAACAAUGCAGUCUCGCCCUUUGAUCAUAGAGAAAUUCAUGUGUGAAAAUGUCACGCCUGGUGAACGGGCCAAAAAAACAACCGACACAAGAGGUCUAUUGUUGUACACAAUCUUUAAAGUGAAUCUCCACCUUUUAUCAUCAUGUUGUUUUAGGUCUGAAAUAGUUUGCCGAUUAGUUUUUUUUAAAAUAUAUCUUCAUAGCCGUCCAAGCUCCAUUUUUAGACCCAAAAAUCCCCUGCAUAGACAUAGACUUAAAAACAAGCACAUACUGACUGAUUGUAGCCACCACUAGAGGGAGCUUAGGAGCUAACGGCAUAUAAACACACUAUGCAGAAAGCUCCUAUAUUCCCUCUAGUGGUGGCUACAGUCUGCAUGGUAUGUUUAAAUUCUGUAAAUGCGAGGGCUUUGGAAAAGGUACCACUAUAAGGAUAUAUUAAGGAAUUAAUCUGUGCAUAGUUUUGAAAGUUUUUAGGCUAAAAAAAUAAAAUGAUGCUUAAGGAUGGACAUUUACUUUUAGGGGUUUCUUUGAUGUGGUAAUCUGGCCAUGGGAUUUUAACUUCUAAAUAAUAAAAGUAUUUUUGGCUCAACACCGUAGUGGAACAGAGCAUGAGGAGUCAGUAGUUAGCCAAAUUCUGUGAUGGAGACACUACAAUAGUCAGCCAGAAGAUCUGUUAACUCACCAUGGUAGUUCUGUGUCUUUUCUUGGGUUCUGUAUGCAUCAGCCUGGUUCCACGUAUGUCGUGGAAACGAGUACGAUCUGAUUUAUUCCCACCACACAGGUACUAGAAUUGGGUGGCACGUUUCUGUCCUGUGUCAGCAGUACAGUAAUACCUCAGAUGAUGGGAAAUGUGGUUCCACUGAGUAGGUGCUGUAUACCUCUCCAUGGAGUGCAAUCCACUAUUGUGUCGAGCUGAUCAUGCUGGACUUGAAGAGUGCAUUUGUUCUCAAGCAGGGUGGGUUGUUUUAUUAAUGUGAUUUGUGUUGCACUGAGCUUCUAACUAUUUACUGUGUGUCACUAUAAAAUGUUGUUUAAAAGAGAAUUGCUUUACUGUUACUUUAAGACUGGAGAAGGGAACAAGCUAAUGAAGUAUUCACGAAUAAGCCUGUAAAGUAGCUUGUUAUUGCAGGAAGAAGUGUUUUUAUUUGGGGGUUGUCCGAAAUAAAGUUAAUUUCUUUUAUUUUACUUUUUAGUUUCUGUGGAACAAAAUUCUAUAUAUAUUGCAAAUACAUGUGGUAUUAAAGAGUAGGACACAAAUAAA
Messenger RNA from Bufo gargarizans (Asiatic toad), 4487 nucleotides. RefSeq names its product reticulon-1-like. The transcript has 9 exons. Gene Ontology annotation, biological process: brain development; neuron differentiation; endoplasmic reticulum tubular network formation. Gene Ontology annotation, cellular component: neuron projection; postsynaptic density. The record is from RefSeq and is a predicted model, not a curated record. NCBI's taxonomy places the organism in Eukaryota, Metazoa, Chordata, Amphibia, Anura, Bufonidae. Bases 489 to 1850 code for a protein of 453 amino acids.